This is a messenger RNA of Stylophora pistillata, 7246 nucleotides long. RefSeq lists its product as uncharacterized. Lineage: Eukaryota; Metazoa; Cnidaria; Anthozoa; Scleractinia; Pocilloporidae. Gene Ontology annotation, biological process: signal transduction. Gene Ontology annotation, molecular function: ATP hydrolysis activity; protein binding; ATP binding. The record is from RefSeq and is a predicted model, not a curated record.
GGACUAUGGCGAGUUGUAAUAUGGUUAUCGGGUAGCAUUUCAUUAUUCGCGAAAUCCACGGAGCACUCCCAUAUUACUUCCGGGAUUCGAACGCUUGAGGAGAUUGCGUGACUUAAGUCAAGAGGCGACAUAAACUGCACUAUCAGGGUUUAGGCUAAUCAGAGAUGGCGGCCGUCGCCAUAGCGAGUCCUUUCGGUUUACAAAAUCUUUUCAAAGACAUAUCUCCGAAGUUUGACUCAACGGAGUCCAAAAAUGUUGUGCAAUCUUUCCAGGUGAAUUAUGGAGGGAAAUUCUGUUCGCUAGGAAGUCACGAUUUAUUGCAAUGUUUGCAACUUCUUGCCAAGCACGGGUAUGUGUCUCGAAGUAAAGUGAAACUAAUAGAAGACUACGUUGCUCCGAAAUCGAGUAAAGAAGAAUUGAUUAAGGAAGUUAUAAGAAGGUACAAGGCCUCUCGUCCAGCUGUUAAAGAGGAGGAAUUUCAAGGACGGGACGACGAAAUCAAGGACAUUACCAAACAAUUGGAGUCAAAAGAGACCUCAGUUUUAAACUUGUUUGGGUCUUCCGGUGUUGGAAAGACAAGACUCGCAAACGAAGUUUGCUCACAGUGGCGAGGAAAUUAUCAAGUCUUUGAUCUUAGAGAAGUUAAGAGUAUAAAAGCGAUGUACUAUCACAUUUUAAGUUCCCUUGAACUUGCUGUUCCAGUCGGUUUCGUGAACUUGAACUAUGCUGUAACAAAAGUUCGCGAUAGGAUCAAAACUUUGAAAAGCGGAGGGCAUUCUGUCCUGUUCUUCCUCGAUAAUGUGGACAAGUUUACCGCAGGACAGGAAAUGGAAGGGAAGAGCUUAAAAUCAGAUUUUAUACAGUUCCUUGAAAAACUUUUCGAACUCGAUGACAAAGGAGAAAGAUGCGCAUUAAAGCUGCUGCUUACAUCGAGGAUUCAGUUCACAGAUGCCACACUGGUGGAUAAUUUUGAAGUAAUGUCUCUUGAAAGGUCAUCUUCGGAGAAAAUUCUUUUUCCUGAAGGAUCGACUGAUGUCCAAGUCCAACAGAAAGACAAUCUUAUCGGUAUCUCCAAAGGAUUCCCAAUUGUUCUUAAAGGAAUGGGUGCUAUUUUGCGCCAGGAAAGAAAAUCUGUCGAUGAUCUUAUUGCUAGAGUAGCUGCUACUCCAGAGAAGUCAAAACUGCAGGAGGAUGCGAAAGAAAUGCCAGUGAGUUUUGAAGAUGAAGGAGUUGACACGGGUCAGAUUUCUGUAAUCAGAGAAAUGUUUUCAACACUUCCAAGUGACAGGUUAAAAGUGUCAGCAGUAGUAAUUUCCUUGUUUCAUGGCCCUUUCACUGUGGAAACCGCUGCCAAGGUUCUCGGUAUUGAUCAAUCAGAGGCUUUUGCACAGCUAGAGGGUCUUGUAACCAGUGCAAUCAUUUCUGUGGUCGACGAGGAAGCAAAAGAGAGGAAAUAUGACAUUCAUCCACUUUUACAAAAGUAUGCUGACAGCAUCAAGAGUCAUGAAAACUUUUCUGCAGCCUACAUGAAAGCAAAGGGACGUUAUUACGAACUCUUUAUGUCUAAGAUGGCGAAAAUAGCCAAACUUAUAGAGCCACAGUAUGUCAAAGCAUUUAGUUUGUUUGAGACUGACAGGGCAAAUUUUGAAUUUGCUCUUGAAAUCUCCUUACAACCAGAAUAUUACAAAGUUCCACGUGAAUUCCAUGAGAAUGCAUUGAUUGCAUCACUUUUCAUGGCAAUGCUCACCGAGGGCAAAAUGGUUACCCUGUUUCAUUCCUGGGCUGAGAUCUGUGAAGAUGAUGGAAAAUCUGGUUCUCUUGGUAGAACACAGUUGAAGUGCUGGGAAGCCAGGCAAGUUGCAGACAUGCAUGGAACAGAGAAAGCAUUUGUGGUACUGGAGGAAGCUUUGCGCUCGAUGGAGAAAGUUGAAGAUAAAUCCACUGAGUCUUUCAAGCUCACUAGAGCCCUUUACUUGCACACUGAAGGUGAAAUCCUUUGGAGAGACAAAGAUUUCAAGAAAGCUCUUGAAAGCUUGCAGCUGUCCUUAACAUUCUCAGAAGAGCUGCUUAAAGAACAUACAGAUUUGGCAAGGUGCUACAAUGCUGUUGGAAAUUGUUUCUUCCACCUUGGCCAGCCAAUGGAAGCGCUAGAGUUCUAUGAAAAAGCCUACAAGAUGCAAGAGAGAUUGGCUGGCUCCGAACAUCACUUUGAUAUGCCAAUGUACAAGAACCAAAUUGGUACAGCAUAUGAGGGUCUCCGAAAGUAUGACAAGGCAGUUGAAUAUUAUAGAGAUGCAUUGAGACUUCUGAAAGAGCUCAAUCUUUCAGGUUUUCAGGAUGAAGCACACUUUUGCAGAAAUCUUGCCAAUGCCCUCAUGUUUCUAAAGAAAUAUUCAGAAGCAACUGAACCUUCAAUGCGUGCUUACACUAUUAGGAAGAAUCUACUCAAAAAUCACCCACAUACAGUGCGCAGCAUUUUCCAGCGAGCUGUCCUUCAGGCCAACUUGCGAGAUUUUGGUGGAGCCUUGAAACUUUUUCUUGAAGCAUGGGAGAUGGAGAAGUCACUUGAAGUGGGGAACCACAGUCGGGUGUGGCGAAAAAUUAUCACUGGUGUGGAGGACUUUUUGGAUGAGGGAGAACAGAAAAAAACAUUUCAAAAAGAUGCUUUCAAGUUUUGUGAACAUUUUUGGAUAGAAAAGAAAAAGUCUCAACGAUUUGCUUUUAGUGAGUCCAACAAGGAAAUCAUUGAUACCUUGAUGCACCUUGCCAGUGAUGAGAAAGACAAAUACGAAGUGCAGAAAGAACAGCUUUGGUUCUAUGAGGGUAUGUACAAUGCCACCAAGGAAGAACAUCAGGACUGUGACCUGGAACCUGAAAGCAGUGCACUUCAUAAGACAUUGGGAGAAAUGACCAAGCUUCUUGAACAUAUGAUACACCUUUGCAAACAACUUGAAGAUCACAAGAAGGAAGAACUAUAUGCAGAUGAAUUACAGAUAUUCCCCAGUUUUAGCUGGGGCAUAUACAAUCAUGUGAUGGAUAUGCCAAUGUACAAGAACCAAAUUGGUACAGCAUAUGAGGGUCUCCGAAAGUAUGACAAGGCAGUUGAAUAUUAUAGAGAUGCAUUGAGACUUCUGAAAGAGCUCAAUCUUUCAGGUUUUCAGGAUGAAGCACACUUUUGCAGAAAUCUUGCCAAUGCCCUCAUGUUUCUAAAGAAAUAUUCAGAAGCAACUGAACCUUCAAUGCGUGCUUACACCAUUAGGAAGAAUCUACUAAAAAAUCACCCACAUACAGUGCGCAGCAUUUUCCAGCGAGCUGUCCUUCAGGCCAACUUGCGAGAUUUUGGUGGAGCCUUGAAACUUUUUCUUGAAGCAUGGGAGAUGGAGAAGUCACUUGAAGUGGGGAACCACAGUCGGGUGUGGCGAAAAAUUAUCACUGGUGUGGAGGACUUUUUGGAUGAGGGAGAACAGAAAAAAACAUUUCAAAAAGAUGCUUUCAAGUUUUGUGAACAUUUUUGGAUAGAAAAGAAAAAGUCUCAACGAUUUGCUUUUAGUGAGUCCAACAAGGAAAUCAUUGAUACCUUGAUGCACCUUGUCAGUGAUGAGAAAGACAAAUACGAAUUGCAGAAAGAACAGCUUUGGUUCUAUGAGGGUAUGUACAAUGCCACCAAGGAAGAACAUCAGGACUGUGAACUGGAACCUGAAAGCAGUGCACUUCAUAAGACAUUGGGAGAAAUGACCAAGCUUCUUGAACAUAUGAUACACCUUUGCAAACAACUUGAAGAUCACAAGAAGGAAGAACUAUAUGCAGAUGAAUUACAGGUUGUACAAGAUGGAAGAGUUCCAGAGGUGACAUCACGAUCAAAAGCUCGAGAGCAAGAGAAGUCAGCUGAGGUAGUAGAAUUGUCCUCCACAUCAACUGAUCAAGACAGUGUCCAGAAGGAGGAAGUUGUGAGAAAUGCGGAUAAAAGAAAGACUGUCAUCAAGAGAGGUAAAAUUGAAGAUGAGUCCGAGACCUGGAAUCUUGCAGAAGCUGGUGCAUCCAUUACAUUUAACCUUGGAACGAUGACAAAAUCCUUGACCAUAACAUGCUCAUUAUGGGGCCCUGGAGCCCUUUCUCCUCCCAUUGGUAGUAAUGAGCUCUUAGUAAGCAAUGUCAUCGAGCUGUCUCACGAUGGCCCACCUGAUCUGGAGUUCAUGGAAAAUGCUCCAAGAAGAAUAAAUGUAGCCUUAUUGCACAGUGCCUCUAACUUCAAGGGAUAUGAAGUGGUUAUCAAGCAGUUGGUUGACCCAGAAAACAAUGAGUGGAAGGCUUUGGAGACAACAAACAUUUGGCGUGCGUCAGUAAAUUCAACCGUCCCCAAUUGGAUGUUCCCCUUCGCUGAAGCUACUUGCAGGAAGACGUGGUUUUCCUCAUUUGCGGUUGUCUGGCGCCUCAAGUCUUUUGUCUUUCCUAAGCUGACGUCUGUAACCCCAGAAUUUAUCUGUUCAGUGCCAGACUAUCCAAAUGUUACUGUUGCAAUUCCAUGGAAUUCUUUGCCUGCCGCUACAGACUUUCAUUUGACUCUAAAGGUGCAAGAAGCGCCAAGCAUUGAUCACGAUAUGGAAGGAAUGUUUGUUGGUCCGAUUCUUCACAUUUCGUACUCGCAUGAUGUGAAGCUGUCGGAGCCAGCGAAAAUAAGCGUCCCGCUGGCACUCACAGACAGUGAAGUAGAGCCACCGAAGAUGCCAUAUUCAGGUCAGUUGAGGAUACUACAUUUCAAGUCAAGAGAAAAGUCAGAAGGAUGGACUGACAUUACAGAUCAUUUGGAGAUGCCUGCAGUAAUUAAAGAUGGAAUAGUGACGUUUCAAGUUAAAACUCUCUGUCGGUUCUGGCCGUGGUGGCUGAAGACGUCCGCCAGUUUUGCAUGGAAAUAUGUCUCUCCCUUGUAUGAUAGCAUCAUGAAACAACACGCUGGGUUCUUGGCUUUCUUAUGCAAUGAUACUGUACCCGGGAGAUACUUGCUGUAUUUGUUUUGUUUCCCGCAGCAUUUAAGGUCCAGAGUGAAUAGCGAUAUUUCCUCAACAUAUUUUGUGAAUAUGCAAGGAGAGGGAACCUCACAGAAACCCCUGUCUAACGGAGAUGAGACGUUUGUGUCUCUUUCAAAUGGAUUUGAGGUGCACGGAGCGCCGGCGAGAAAUGCAGAGGAAGUCGUCUUAAAGUUUCUUGGUAAGGAACAAUUUCAAAGGAGUCUGCGUGUUAAUAUUAAAGACGUGAGUAAUCUGCAAGUCGACUUCUUAAAAUUGAUGGGAGGACAGGAGAAAAAGAAUUCCUCAGUAAUAUGUCAAGUGCCCAUCAUUCCAAGAUCUCCAGUACAGUACUUCUGCACAAAGUGUGCAACAUUCAAGUGGAAAGCGUCCAAGUGUAGAAUCAUCGUCAGGACGCCCCAUUGCGGCUCUUAAGAAGAGGCGCCGCCUAUUGGCAGACAAAGGUGAACUGCAAGUGCCCAGCAAUGAAGAUCUAGAGUGGCUGUCACAAAGGAUAGCCCAAGGCUGGAAGCCGCUUGGACGUCGUCUUGACAUCAAAGAGGAAAAGCUUACGGCGUUUCACAAGGAAAACGAGGAAUAUACUGAAAAAGCGUACAAAAUGUUACUGCACUGGAAACAAAAGACAGGUUCAGCCGCAACAUUUGAGAUCAUGUACAAUGCCUUGUGCCAUGAGUGUGUAAAUCGAAAAGAUUUAGCCGAAACGUUUUUUAGUCGAAUGGACGAAGUUACUGACUAGGUUUCAUUAGUUUUCAAGUGCUUUGCGGUUGUUACAUACAUGCAAACAUACAUGUAGUGUCAAGACGUAAAAACGAGUUCGGUGACCACUAGAUUUUAUUGCUGAGGAUUACUUGAUUAAGGAAUUCGAACUUUCUUAGAAAGCGUGAAAUUAUUUUAUCAGAAUCGUGUUACUUGCACUACCAUGCAUGAAUUACGAAAAUAACCAUAUUUUCUUACUAAUGUAUGACAGCCUUGUACUUUUCAAAUCCUUUCAGAAAACUUAUUUUUUGUAAUAAGUAUGUGAGCAUAUCUCAUUUUUGUAUUAAAAAGUGGAAGGAACGCGUUUUGCUUCUUAAAUUUUGAUUUGUUUUACCCAUUCAUUGCCCAUUCUUGUCAAAUGUCUCAACAGCGCAGAAUGAGCCUCGCUAUCAAAGGGAACCAUUAGUAAAUGAUAGUUGUAAGGACUUUUAAUUGUGCUCUUACACCAACAGAGCACCUAGUUAUCGAUUUCUCUAUUCACAAUCUUUGUCCUGGUCAAAUGUGGUCUAAAAUCAAUUAGUUACCUAUUGUAAAUAAGCAAUCUCGUAUCAUUACUUUCUGGUCUCCAAUUUUAAUUCAAACUCUUCACUCCCUCCAUAAGCCUUUAUAGACUGUGCUGGUAAAAUUAGCAAAUUAUGCUGCUAGCAUUACCCGACUUUUUUUCCAGAUUAUGCUCAAAAUUAUUCGUGAAUUUUUUUUAUUUAAUUAUGCUUUUAACAAAAUCACACAAAACAAGUCUAAAUUCGAUAUCUCUUCUGUCAGUUAAGUAUCAUUAUUAUUUAGAGUUACUUACUUCCCCUGAUGAUACGUUGUGAACUAAAGUACCUGGCCCAUUGAAAGAGUUAACGUUAGCCCAGCACACCAUCAAAUGGGUUACACACUCUCGUCUAUUAGGCGUAUUGAUAGAUGAUCAACUAAAUUGGUCUAAACAUGUUAGUGUUGUUAAAAGAGGCUUUGUUGAUAAGUUAAACUUGUUAAAACGUAGCAAAUUUCUUCCAAAGAAUAUGUUACUAGACUUGUAUUUUAGAGUUAUUAUGCCGUCGAUCGUAUAGGGAAUAUCAGUAUGGGUAAGUCUCAGAAAUAAGGAAGAUUUUAUGGCAUUAGAAGCACUGCAUUGUAGAGCUGCGAGAAUUAUCUUUGAGCUACCUUGGGAGAUGUCUAAUGCUGAUGUUAUGAAAAAGGCUAAUUGGUCCCCUUUAGCCUUUAUGUAUUAAAUUAGCUUAGCUAAGCUUAUGCAUAAAUCCAUAAUAACCUGACUCCAGACGCUAUGUCAGCUAUUAUUAGGAGCAAUGAUAAAAUCAAGCGAUAUCAACUUAGGAAGAAACUGAAAAUUGAUGUCCCUCGUUUUAACACCUACUACAUGAGGAACUCUGUAGCUCGUAGAGGAGCAAUAGUUUGGAACACGUUGGUUCCUCAACUUAAUGACGAUAUAGACAAUGUUAAGAAAUAUGCGAUUAUGGCAAGAC